AUGCGCGCUUUGGUGGUAUUUUGUUUGAUUGCUGUUGCUGCAGCUCAAUACGAUUACAGCCCAGUAGCCCAGGAUGAAGCACAAAGUAUUGGUGGUAUCAGUGGCGCCGCACAACUAUCUCAACCCAUUCAACCUUCAAAUGAAUUCAGCAAGGAAUUUUAUUCCUAUUCCGCUCCAGAACAAGAAUUUGAAGAUGGUGGUGCCAACGAACAGAUUGCAAACUCAUUAAAACGUAACUUGCGUGUAGUUUUCAUUAAGGGACCAGAAAACUCUGGUCUUGAGAAUGCUGCUUUGCAAUUGGCCAAAUCUGCUUCUGAUGAUCGUACCGCAAUUUAUGUGCUCAACAAACAAGCUGAUAUCUCCAAUUUGGCCAAUCAAUUACAAAAUCUUAAAAGUAGCAAUGCCAACAAACCAGAAGUGCACUUCGUUAAGUAUAGGACUCCAGCUGAUGCUGACAAUGCUCAACGUACCAUUCAGUCACAAUACGAUUCAUUGCCUGGCCCAUCAAGCAAUCAUAAUGCUGGUUCUGCUCCAGUUUUGGACUUCGCUUCAAAGGCAGCUCCAGCUCCAUCCUCAGGCUACUUAGCACCAGCUCCAGCACCAGCACCCGGACCAAGCGCGUAUUUGCCACCAAACAGAAGGUUCUAA
Messenger RNA from Teleopsis dalmanni, 648 nucleotides. RefSeq lists its product as uncharacterized. The transcript has 2 exons. The coding region runs from base 1 to 648 and encodes 215 amino acids. The record is from RefSeq and is a predicted model, not a curated record. Lineage: Eukaryota; Metazoa; Arthropoda; Insecta; Diptera; Diopsidae.